This is a messenger RNA of Alternaria burnsii, 5250 nucleotides long. RefSeq lists its product as uncharacterized. The record is from RefSeq and is a predicted model, not a curated record. The transcript has 5 exons. Gene Ontology annotation, biological process: mRNA processing. The coding region runs from base 1 to 5250 and encodes 1749 amino acids. Lineage: Eukaryota; Fungi; Ascomycota; Dothideomycetes; Pleosporales; Pleosporaceae. Gene Ontology annotation, molecular function: mRNA binding. Gene Ontology annotation, cellular component: exon-exon junction complex.
AUGGCGUCUAAUCACGUGCCGAGUGACCAAGUGCCCAUGCAAGGCCAAAACGUCUAUUCCGACCCGUCAUAUCAGCAUCUCUUUCCUCCUGUCGACCGUUACGGCACCCCUACAUGGGAGUCUCAGCUGCACCAACACACGGCGCUGCCACCUAACGCGUCAGCCCAGAGCUGGCACCAUGGAUCAUUCACACAACAACCCUACACUGGUAGUAGCCAACCUUACGGUGGCCAAACACAUGGCCUUCGCACUGCUUCGCCAUAUCAGUAUGGGCAGUUUGGCCAGCAAAGUACCUUGGGUGGUUAUGGUCAGCAGUCCAACGUCGACCCAUCGCUAGGCAUGGAUCCCAAUGCUAUUCGCCAGCAACAACAGUCGCCAUAUCAGAUGCCCAUGCGAACCCAAACUCCUCAAGGUCACGCCGGUACCGUGACACCGCAGGCUCUGCAGCACAACAUGCCUCCUCUUCAACAAGCCCGCCCUACGGCAUCUCCUUACCAGGCACCGCAGAGCACAACAAAUGCUUUUGUCCAGCAGCGCGCUGCGCCUGUCUCUUUUGUGAAACCAGUGCCUGUGCCUGAGUAUGACAUACCAAAGGGCAGAAAGUCGGGGGGUCUCUACGUUCUUGACCAGGCUGCACUAGCAAAGGCCACUAAUUCUACUCCACUGAAUAAAUUCGUGACAUUGGGGAAUGAACCCUUCCAUCUCGCUACCAAUAGAACUGCGCUUCCUGUUUAUGUUCCUCGACAAUCACUCAAAGAUCUCAAGAAGGCUGGAGCAGACAGUAAGAAGCUUCGUGCUAGCCUGUCAGCUGCCAAGUCUCACUCGAGAGCCUUCAAAAGGAAGCCUACAGAACUCAAGAGACAGGCUAGUGAUAGUGAAAGCUCAACUGACUCGUCCGACUACGAUAGCGAUUCUUCAGAAGAGGAAGAGAUGCCGGUGCCGGAGACAAGACCGGAAGAUCCCGAUGCUGCUGUUCGUUAUGAUGUCGUCAAAGCUACCUGGCAUCCUUCUUCAUCAUCGCCAAGCUCCGACAACAUCAAGAAGAGCAUGCGUGAGGUUUGGGACGUACUUGACACCAUUCAUAAGCGGUGGCGAGCCGACAGCAAGGCUGUGACGGAAGCGGAGGAACAGAAGAAGAUAGGUGAGCUGCCCGUGCUGAAAAGCCGGGUAACUAGUCAGCGUGACUUGCUCAAGUCUGCGCUUGAAGCUGCGCUUGAGUUUUCCCACCCUGAUGUGCUCUACCAGUUAGGGCUGAUCAAGCCUUUUUUGUAUCUGUGCUACCAGUUUUUGGCGAACCGAUUCAAAAGCAAAGACUACGAUGGGCCUUUAUCUGCGGUUAUAUACGAGGUGCUCUCGCGAUGCGGUACAUUGACUUCUGAGCUCCUUGAAGAGACUAGGCUUGUAAAGGCGCUUGCAUCUAUGAAGAAACACGCAAAUGACAAGCACAAGGCCUUCAUACAACAAAUCAUAGAUGGUGCUGCUGCCAACUCCAAAAAGGCCAAAGCGAGUCCUCCGCCGAAAACCGAGCCGACAGAGAACAAGGGCGUCAAGCGACCUGCGACAGAAGCUGCGGGCCGCUCAACGAACGAGAACCCCCUAGUGAAGAAACCCAAGACGCCUGAAGCUCCCGUCAGCGCGGUUAAGAAGGACCCCACAUCUACUUCGACUUCGAAGCCCACAACAGCAGGUUCCAAUCAAACAGUACAAAAGCGACCCGGCGAAAAGGCGGCACCAGCACCAGCUCCCGUCAAGACUCGUAUUACUCAGAUCACCAACAAGCCUUCGGGUAUAUUCGCCUCCAUCAACGCAGCGGCCAAGAAGGUGGCCCCUACACCAGCUGCUACGAAAGCAGCGGCCUCAGCCAAAUCUGCUGCCCCGGGGGCAAAAGAUAAGAAGCCAGCGGCUGCGACGUCAAAACCCGCAUUCUCCUUUGCUCAAACAAUGGCGUCACUUUCAAAGCCAAAGGAGCCAGAAGCGGCGCCUGUUAAAUCCGAGAAGCCAAUUCCAACAGAGACCGAAGAAGAAAAGACAAAGCGUCUGCGGAAAGAAUCCCGAAGACAUCUACGCGUCACCUGGCGGCCUGAAACAUCACUGGUGGAAGUCAAGUACUUUGACCAUGAGGCUGACGAUGAAGAGAUGGACGACAAAGAAGACCAUCUCGUUCGGGAUGCUGGUGAUAUUGGCGGAGAAGGACACAUGUUCAAGCAACACAAGGAGCUUGAUCUCGAUGACGAUGACGAGGAACUAGAUAUGGAGCGACCUUGGCCACCGCCAUCCCAAGUUGAUUUCAGUGUCGUGCCUUACGAGGAACGCCAACGCAACUACAUACCAUAUGGAGGUGGAGAGAAGGUACCGGAGUGCCCUGAAAGAGACGCCAAUGUUCAGCGCGAGAACAACACGUUGAUGGUCUAUUACUCAAGUCCAGCCGAUGUUCCACCUUCACCUCAAGAGCCAUCGGAAGAAGAUAACGUUUCUACGGGCACCAUGGUCAAUUUUGGUACCCCGCCCGACAAGGUUUUGAUGAGAUGUCCACAACCACCAAUGCCAGCAGCUGUACCGGACUUUAGCCAAUUGGAGAACAUCAUCAAAUCGCUCUCAGCAACAAGCCAACCUCCUGCAGCUCCUCCAGUGGCUCCUGUCGAGAACGUUUACACACCACCACCUUCAACAUCCGCUCCAUUCGACCCAGCGGGUCUCCAAAGCAUCCUCGCCUCCAUAAGCAACGGCCAAGCCCCUCCCCAGCCUCCUCCCAUGUCCUUCCCACAACCACCAGCUCAACAACCAGGCAUGCCCCUGGACAUCGCUGCCCUCAUCGCCAAUAUGCAAGCAGCAACAGGGGGUGCACUUCCUCCACCCCCACCCCUCCCAACUGGCUUUCCUCCCUUCCCGUUUGCAUUUCCGCCCCAGCCCCAACAACAUGAUUCCGCACCAGCAUGGCCUCCACAGAUGCAGGAUCCGGCUGCAUCCUACCAAUCUCAAAUGCAACCCCAGCAGUACAACCAGCAGCAACAGACCAACGGCGGUACCAAGCGACAACGUGAGGACCAGAACGGAGGCAGCAAUGGUAACAAUGAGAGGAACCAGGGGAAGAGGCCAAAGAACCGUGGCGAUCAUAAACCGCAUAAGGUGCUGCAGUGCAAGUUCUUUGCCAAGGGACAGUGCAACAAGGGGGAGAAUUACCCCGCAAUCAUGGCUCCCGCUCGCAAGAGGACCACCAACAUCGCGCGUCGCAGGCGGACCGAUGACGAGGAUGAGAACCAGUCCGUGGCCACGCUGGCCGACGACUCGCAAAGCGACGCUUCUCUGCUGAGCGACGUCGACGAGGACGCCGACGCAGACAACAGCGACCUUAGCGAAGUCGACAGCGCGCCCUCGCUCACCCAGGGAAAGUCGAAGCGGAAAGCAAAUGGCGCGCGUGAUGCAAAGUCCAGGCAAGAUGCAAGCCAUCGUCAACCUUCUCCGCCCAUCGCCCGCUCCGAUGUCGCCUUUUCCACCAUGAAAGAGACAGAAAUCAUGAUGAACGGACUGAAGAUUGGGGAGCAUGGCAAUGAGGCCGAAGUAGUCGACUUCGAGGCGGGCGUGGCUGCCGCAGACGCCGCACCCGCCGUGGGUGCGCCUCAAUCACGGACAGAGACGCUGGCCGAGCGGCGGCGGCGGGAGCAUGAGGAGUACAAGAAGAAGCGCGACUCGGAUCCGGCCUUCAUACCCAACCGUGGCGCUUUCUUCAUGCACGAUUCACGGCAUGCACCUGGACAGAAUGGCUUCAGGCACGCAGGCCGUGGGCGAGGGCGGGGCGCUCCCGUCACAGGGCCAUUCGCUCCAGCAAACAUGAGACCGCAGCCGCAGGAAGCCACAGACUCACCCUGGCAGCACGACCUCCACGAGACGGUCAACGCGCCCGGCUCCCACGCUCAGCCUGGACUACCCCCAGCUGCAUCGAAUGCCCCCAUGUUCGCGUCGCGAGUACCCCCAGGUUCUAGCCAGAAGCCUCCACAGGCCCGCAACUUCUCCACCACAGUGCAUACACACAACGCCAUGGUACGCGUCUUCUUACCAAACAUGAAGGGCCCUAUACACUUUCAAAACGUCCCCAUCAAGUCACACACUCGCCUCCCGAACCACCGACCACCCCUCCGCCGUGACAAGCCAGUCCGCAUCUCGUUACCCCCUGCUCCACCACGCUACAUCUUCCCCACCACAGAGCGCUCUUUCAUCUUCAUACCAAGGGCGCUUCGACCCAACCAACAGGGCUUCGGUCGGGGUCGCGGUAGAUUCGGAUCUUUUGGUGGAGGUCUUUCAAGCAGACGUACCAGCGCGUACGGGGGCAGUGUAUACUCCCCUAGUGUUGCAAUGAGCAGGCGGUCUUCGAUUGCACGUGAGAUGGGCCGGGACAAUCUGGUCUCCCCAGCCGGUUCCAUCAUGUCACGCAAUGGCGGCUUCGUCGAUCCCAGUCGUCCUGUGGUACGCCUGCCGCCUGGGGGUCCCAGAAUGCACAAUGGACCGUCAAUGAUCUCACCCACAAACGGCGCUGUACAGCCACCUUACCCUCUCCCGCAGAAGCCCACGUUCCGUGAGAAUUGGCAAGGUCAGCUCCCGAUGCAUCAGCCUCGCCCGCAGAAGACCGUCUCUGUUGCUGGCAUCGAGUCACCCGCGUCCAUGAGCUUCAACCCUCCCCAACAACAAGAGCAGCAACCGUUCCAUCAGCAAGUUCCUGCGCAUAUCAACGGAGCUGCUCCCGCGGUCGAGCAACCCUACUACCAGCAUGGACGGCACCCCUCCUACCCAAGCCAAGUCUCUACCGGCACUCCUAACAUUCCGGAGCGAGCCAUUCAUGCUCCCGCGUUCCAGCCUUACGCGCAACCUGGCUUCCAGCCACAAGCCUUCGUUCCACAGGGCUACUAUUACCCCCCACAAAACGGCGCCCAGCCACAGUACAUACCCCCUGCCGGCAUGGUGCCUAUGUUCGUUCCUGGCGCUCAGCAACCCGGCUAUGUCAUGCCAGUGUCUGCUCCUCCUGUCGCCGCCCCGCCAGCUCCUGCUGGUCCACCUAAUAUGGUUGCGUACGAGUCAAACGGUAUGACCUACUACGUGGACUCCAAUCAGCUACAAUACACUGCUCCACCAGUGGAAAACUAUGCUCAACCAAGCUAUGCUGUUCCAGGCAUGGGGGGCAUGAUGACCCCUGGCCCGGACGGCGCCUACUAUUACCCUCAACAGAUGCAGGCCCCAACGUUCUACCCGCAACAAUAG